Molecule: messenger RNA, 1929 nt
Organism: Ictalurus furcatus (blue catfish)
Lineage: Eukaryota; Metazoa; Chordata; Actinopteri; Siluriformes; Ictaluridae
Product: ubiquitin-conjugating enzyme E2 A
Exons: 6
Coding region: 380-838 (152 amino acids)
Biological process (GO): protein polyubiquitination; DNA repair; proteasome-mediated ubiquitin-dependent protein catabolic process
Cellular component (GO): HULC complex
Molecular function (GO): ubiquitin conjugating enzyme activity
Source: RefSeq, a predicted model, not a curated record
GUAGGGGACUCUCACGAAGGCUAUACUGACAGCAAACUUAUUUUCACUGAUUUGUGUUUUUAAUCCACAUAUUUAAACAUUUAACCAGCUAAAGUUUUACCAUUUCACUAGCAUGGCACUAACUCCUGCUUUAAGUAGCAAGUUUUUUUGUCUUUUUUUUUUCACUUUCGGCGUCGCGACCACUUUAUGCACACCCCUCUUGGUGAACGCAAUGGUUCAUUCCAAGCUCUGUCGUCAGAAAGAGACUCGCUAGUUUCUGGUGUGUGUGUGCGCGCGCGCGUGUGUAUGUGGUCGCUCUUAGCGGUAGCUUUAGUUUUUAUUUAGUUAACGCUUCACUAUUUUAUAAACACUUAAAUAUUUCAUCUGAAUCACCAAAAUCAUGUCUACUCCUGCUAGACGGCGACUCAUGAGGGAUUUCAAACGGCUCCAGGAGGAUCCUCCAGCUGGUGUGAGUGGAGCUCCAUCUGAGAACAACAUCAUGGUGUGGAACGCCGUCAUAUUUGGCCCCGAGGGAACGCCUUUUGAGGACGGUACGUUCAAGCUGACGGUGGAGUUUACAGAAGAAUAUCCCAACAAACCUCCGACGGUGAGAUUCGUCUCCAAGAUGUUCCACCCAAACGUGUAUGCAGACGGAAGUAUUUGCCUGGACAUCCUUCAGAAUCGUUGGAGUCCAACGUACGACGUGUCCUCCAUCCUGACCUCCAUUCAGUCUCUUCUAGACGAACCGAACCCCAACAGUCCGGCCAACAGCCAGGCGGCUCAGCUGUACCAGGAGAACAAGCGCGAGUACGAGAAGCGGGUGUCGGCCAUCGUGGAGCAGAGCUGGAGAGAUAGUUGACCCCACACACACACACACCCCCUCUUUAACACUCACCUCCCGUUUCUGUCUCUGUUUAGCGGAGAAUAAAUAUUUACUCUUUUUUUGGGGUUUGUUUUUAAGUUUUUUAUGCACUUUACUUAUCGUACAGGAUCGUGGUUCUGUGUUUCUCGUGCACGAUCAAGUGAGAAAACCCUGCACGUCUCUCCCUCCCACCACCGUUCUCGUUCUAAUCUGAUCAUGAGGAGUUUACCCUCCUAGUGCUGUAUUCUGAAUAAAAACUCACGCCGUGUCAGUAUUUCAGGAUGAUCUAUAUUAUAUAUACUGUUUUCCCCCUGGUCUUUGGUGUUGUACGCUAUUCUGUGCAUGAAUGCCUGCAUAUGUACCUGUGUGUUCCAGCAAGCUUGUAUAUAAGACCCAUGAUGGAUUAUAUAUGUACAGAUUUUGCACUGGUUGUCAGUCAUCUUUUCCAGCACUUGUAAAUAAUGGAAAUAAAAAAAUUUAAAAAAAAAACACCACAAGGGGUGCGCCCUUUUUUUUUUGUGGUUUCGGAGACGUGCGAGUUUCAGAGCCUUGUUAUCAUGAACAACAACGGAAAAAGUUCUCUUUCAACUUUACACCAUACAGAACCAUGAACACGCGGCUGUGUCUCAAAUCGCUACGUACUUGACUGACUAAAGGGAAACGACGUCACCGCUUGAACUAAGAAUGCGAUAUAUAAAGAGUAACACGCUCCGUGUAACCAUAAACGGAUAAAACGUAAGCAGUGCCGUUCUUUAAUAAGUAAAAAUAUGUCUCAACGCAAGUGCGAACAGGAAGCUGUUUCACAGACAUUACGUGCGAGAAUAAACGGAUAAAAGCUGCGACUCAAGUUGUAUGUUUUGUGUACCGAGCCGCUUCAAACAUCCCAGACGACCCAAAGUGUUCACUCUAGGGGUGAUUUUUUUAAAUAAAAAAAAAACAAACAUUUUGUUGUAAAGUCCAUCCUGUGGUGUCCUGUCAUGGCUCCGCCCCUUUUCCUUCCUCUGUGUAGAACAGGCUGAGUCUGUAAAGUAUUAAUAGCGCACUACGUGUUGACUUCCUCGGCGUGAAGAAAGCAUUCUGACUAAAAA